CUACCCUGGCCGACCGGGUUCAAGUCUCGGUUCUAGUAGUGAGAGUAUUCAGAGAAAUCACCCCGAGACGGACUUGGUCACAUUUUCCCAGGAUCAAUGAGUGUCGCCCCGCAAACCGACUCCCUCCGUUCCGGUACCCUUUUCUCAUGGACCGAUACCGUCUAGGAUGAGGGACUAGUCACGGGGAUAACACGGAGGAUCUGGAGCUGGGCAGCCGACCGCUGAACUGCGAGUGGAAUCACAGCUGCUGGCUGCGAAGAUGUCGGGGAAAAUAGAGAGCAAGCAAGACUCCCAGCGGUCCCACCUCUCCUCCUUCACCAUGAAGCUGAUGGACAAGUUCCACUCUCCCAAAAUCAAGAGGACCCCGUCCAAGAAGGGCAAGCUGCUGCAGCCCGAGCCAGCGGUCAAGAGUGCAGAGAAACCUGUCAACAAGAAGGUGAGCCGACUGGAGGAGCAGGAGAAGGACGUGGUGAGUGCCCUGCGCUACUUCAAGACCAUCGUGGACAAGAUGGUGGUGGAGAAGAAGGUGCUGGAGAUGCUUCCCGGGUCGGCCAGCAAGGUCCUGGAGGCCAUCCUGCCUCUGGUGCAGGCGGAGGCUCGGACUCAGCACAGUUCGGCGCUGUCCUCGUGUCACAACCGAGUGUACCAGAGUCUGGCCAACCUCAUCCGCUGGUCCGACCAGGUGAUGCUGGACGGCAUCGACCUGGAGGACAAGGAGAACGUGGUGGCCGUCACCACCGUCAUCAAGGCGGUGCUGGACGGAGUCAAGGAGCUGGUCAAACUGACCAUCGAGAAACAGGAGCAGCCCUCGCCCACCACCCCCAAUAAACCAGUCCCCCCCGCGCCCACGGCAGAGAGCAGCGCGUCAUCCGAGGUGUCCCUGACGGACCAGGAGCCUGAGGUCACCAUCCAGUCCCCCGCCCAGGAGACGCCUUCAGAGGCUGCGUCUGAUGCACCCGACGACGACGUGGCCCCGCCCAAACCCCCCCUCCCUGAGGCCAAGAUGGCAGAGCUGAGAGCUCAGCUGAGUGCUGACGCUGGCCAGAGGAGGUCCACACAGAAGGAGAAUCCCCCGCCGGCCCUGCCUCCUAAGAAGCGUCAGUCGGCCCCCUCGCCCACCAGGGUGGCGGUGGUGGCUCCCAUGAGCCGUGGCUCCAGCCUUCCCUGUAGUGUACACAGACAGCCGCACGACUACGAGCAGGAGUUCCUCCAGAGGCGCUUCUCGGGGGGCAGCCAGUCGUACGGUGGCGAGUCCCCGCGCCUCUCGCCCUGCAGCAGCAUGGGCAAGCUCAGCAAGUCGGAGGAGCAGCUGUCCUCCCUGGAGCAGGACAGCGGGCAGUGCUCCCGCAACACCAGCUGUGAGACGCUCGACAACACGGAGACCUACGACCCGGACUACGACUUCCUCCACCAGGACCUGUCGGCCGGGGACCCCCUGCCCCAGGUCCCGGCCGGCGGCUGCCUCAGCCCCCUCCCCGAGUCCCACAACGAGUCCUCCUCCUCCUCCCCCGUCCCGGGACAGCACCCCACGCACCCCCGCUUCAGUGCCCCGCCCCCGCAGCACACGCCCGAGUACUGGACCCCGCAGCCCACCAAGAACAACCCCCUGGCCCGCGUCAGCGCGCCGCCCGCCCUGCCCCAGAAAAAGCGGCGCAGCGCCCAGGCCUCGCCCUACCCCGACGGGAUGGGGGCGCGGCUGCUGUACGAACGCUACCCCUCGCAGUACGACAACCUGUCGGAGGAGGAGCUGAACCCCACGCCGCCCUUCCCGCUCUUCUCGCCCAUCUCGCCCAUGCCCCAGAGCAACGGGGGGGCCUUCGUGGCGCAGUACCUGGCCAGCGAGCACGGCGACCGGCCCUCCAGCCCCCCGCCGCUGCCCGAGAAGAAGAGCAAACACAUCCUCCAGUACAUGCAGUUUGUGGAGGACUACUCGGAGCCGCAGCCCUCCGUCUUCUACAAGAUGCCGCAGAGCGAGAGCAUCUACGAGCAGCGCAACAAGCGCUUCCAGGAGGUGUGCGGCUUCAACGACUCGUUCAGCAGCACCGACUCGGUGCACGAGCCCGUGCUGCCCCCCGCCCUGCCCCCCAAGCAGAGGCAGCUGGCUUCCCACUCUUCCUCUCCUUCCUCCUCUUCUUCCUCCUCCCUCUCCUGCCACCUCCAGCCGUCGCUGGUGGCCAUGGAGGAGGCGGGCACUGGGCUGGGCCUCAGCAUGUCUGUCUCUAACUCCUACCUGAUUGGCCAGGCUGCCUUGACCACACCAACGAGUUUGGACCGGGUGGCCUUGACCAAUGCCACCGUUCUGGAUGGCAGCGGGGGCGGGCCCAACGGUUCACUGGCCGGCUCAUUGGGCUCUGUGGCUGUCUGUCUUCCUUCCGAGUCCUCUCUCACUGACUCUCUCCACACCUCAGCGAGCGAGGGCGGGUGUGACGAGGGCGGGGAGGGGGAUUACGUCAGCCUGUACUCCUCCAGCCAGGCCAAUGGGGAGCUCCCGCUCUCCCUCAGAGAGCCAAUCCAAGCCGACGAUGUGCUGACAGAUCCCGCCCCUGAGAUGUCCUCCUCCAAUAGCAAAGAGGCCAUCGAAAAAGAAAGGCGGCUGAAGUCCACGUCGUCGGCAGGCAGUGAUGAUGAGGAGGUGGAUGAGCUGUCCCUCAUUGACCACAAGGAGAUCAUGAGCAGGAUAACACUAAAGCAGGAGAGUGACGACGGCCCUGAUGUCCGCGCUGGGUCUGGGGACAUCCUGCUAGUCCACGCCACGGAGACGGACCGCAAAGAUCUGGUGUUGUACUGUGAGGCCUUCCUGACCACAUACAGGACCUUCAUCAGCCCAGAGGACCUCAUCAAGAAGCUACACUACAGAUAUACCAAUUUCUGCCACAGUCCGGACACUUUCAAGAAGAGGGUCAGCAAGAACACCUUCUUCGUCCUGGUGCGGGUGGUGGACGAGCUGUGCCUGGUGGAGCUGACGGAGGACAUCCUGAAGCAGCUAAUGGAGCUGGUGUUCCGGCUGGUGUGUAACGGCGAGCUCAGCCUGGCCCGCGUGCUCCGCAAGAACAUCCUGGACAAGGUGGAGCAGAAGAAGCAGCUUCGCUACACCAACUCCCUCAAGCCCCUGGCGGCCCGCGGCGUCUCUGCCAGGCCAGGAACUCUCCAUGACUUCCGCAGUCAUGAGAUCGCAGAUCAACUCACUCUCCUAGAUGCAGAACUCUUCUACAAGAUUGAGAUUCCUGAAGUGCUGCUCUGGGCCAAGGAGCAGAAUGAGGAGAAGAGUCCCAACCUCACCCAGUUCACCGAGCACUUUAACAACAUGAGCUACUGGGUGCGCUCGUUGAUCAUUCAGCAGGAGAAAGCCCAGGACCGCGAAAAGCUGCUUCUCAAGUUCAUCAAAAUAAUGAAGCACUUACGAAAGUUAAACAACUUCAACUCCUACCUGGCCAUCCUCUCAGCACUGGACUCGGCUCCUAUCCGCAGACUGGAAUGGCAGAAACAGACCUCAGAGGGAUUGGAGGAAUACUGCACGUUGAUCGACAGCUCCUCCUCGUUCAGGGCCUACAGGGCUGCCCUGGCUGAGGUGGAGCCUCCUUGUAUCCCGUACCUGGGACUCAUUCUCCAGGACCUGACCUUUGUCCACCUGGGCAACCCUGACCUCAUCGACGGCAAGGUGAACUUCUCCAAACGCUGGCAGCAGUUCAACAUCCUGGACAGCAUGCGGCGCUUCCAGCAAGUGCAUUAUGAGCUGAAGCGGAACGACGACAUUGUGUGCUUCUUCAACGACUUCAGCGACCACCUGGCGGAGGAGGCGCUCUGGGAGCUCUCGCUGAAGAUCAAGCCCAGGAACAUCACCCGGCGCCGGACGGAGCGCGAGGAGAAGACCUAAGACUCUGCCCCCUGCUGGGCCUUUGACCUCCAACUGUGCUUCAUGAUAACACUAACUCCACUUUACUACACACACACACACACACGCAGAGAGACAGAGCCAACGGGAGACUCAGAAUGGGGACUUAGGAACAAAAGCCUCAGACUUAAGAUAUGAGUCCAGCCAAGGUUUCUACCCCGUGGAUCUAUUUCUUUGGGAGAUUAUAUUAUGGGAUACUGUGGGAGCAGUUCUGUGACCCGGACGCUGCGUGCCAAGAGAGGCACAAGACUGAAUGACUCGGAGCAGACAGGGAGACCUUAUGGAACUAUAGCUCUUCUCCUCUCCCUGUCCUCUGUGUACUAAAGACACGGGACUUGCAAUGUAUGCCAGAUUGAGGUGAAUGGUCCAUAAAUUCCCCCCCACCCUCUCCAAGUGUUCCUUUUUCCAUGCCCUUAUGUAUGUGCCAUUUGUUGGUCAUCUUUGACACUUCCCGCCAAGAAGCUUAAGUUUGGCUAACCAAGUAUAUUCUUCCCAGUGUUUGAGGGCAGCCGGCCAUGAAUUGUGACGCCAGAACGAAGACUACAUUACGAAACGAGAUCACAUAAGGGACUGGAACCUAUGAUAUAUACGUUUGUUAAGAAAACAUUGUGUGUCAGAAUCAUGUAUGGUUAUAUGUAUUAUAUACAGUGCUCCUUUUGUUCUUAAAAAGGAUGUUUAUGCUUGUGAGAAGAGCUUCGCUUCUCCCAAGUGCCGUUUAUAUGCGCACUUACAAAAAAGCAAGUUAAAAAAACUCAUAAUUACUAAAGAUGCUGUGAUCUAUGUACGUCAUACUGAAUCAUCUUGUGCCAUUUUUCGACUAGUCAAAAACCACCAGGCAAUCAAGGAAAUCAUUUAGUGGUCAGGGGUCGAUUGAGAGGCUGCGCGUGACUGAAGUCCUCAUGACUCGUGUGUUGGUCCUUCCAUCGUAUGCUGUUGUAGAUCCACUUGGAUCGCCCCUUUGGGAUCAAGGUCCACCAACACAUCACAUUGUCCUCUAUUCAAUAAACAAACAGCUCAGUUUCUAUACAUAUUGGAUGUGCCUGUGAUGUCACCUUCUUGGGAAACACUUACCCUACAUACUUGCAUAUGUAAGUAUACUUUUAUGUAGAGUAAGCAGCACAAUGAUCAGAACAUCUACAGUGA
Messenger RNA from Gadus chalcogrammus (walleye pollock), 5035 nucleotides. It is a transcript of the gene rapgef1b, whose product is annotated as Rap guanine nucleotide exchange factor (GEF) 1b. Gene Ontology annotation, cellular component: plasma membrane. The transcript has 27 exons. Gene Ontology annotation, biological process: positive regulation of GTPase activity; Ras protein signal transduction. Bases 260 to 3874 code for a protein of 1204 amino acids. Lineage: Eukaryota; Metazoa; Chordata; Actinopteri; Gadiformes; Gadidae. The record is from RefSeq and is a predicted model, not a curated record. Gene Ontology annotation, molecular function: guanyl-nucleotide exchange factor activity.